GAACGUUUGCCCCGCACGAGGCAGCAACACAUUCAGGCAGAAAGAGAUAGCAAUGGCCGCGUGUCAUUGGAUUGGUGGUGCUGGUGGUGGUUGUGGUGCAAGCGUUAACUGGACGCGACUGCUGAUUCUAUUGUUAGCUGGCAUUGGGAUGAGUCAGCAGACGCCUAUCGCCGACAAUUUCUACACAGCCGGCGUUGUUGAAUUUCGUCAGGCAGUUGGCCGAGAUGCCAAUGCAAAUCUAGCUGAUAAUCUGGCUGGAUAUUUGUCGAUUAUUCAGUCGUCCGAUGCGGAUGACGAUGACGAUUCCGAUGCCGAUGUUACGGAUAUUAUUGUUUUUCCGGAGGCAACGCUAAACGGACUCGACACGCUCAGCUUUGUGCCAGCGGUAGAGGAGCAGGUAACACCCUGUUUAUCCGAUCCAAAUGCCAGUUACUAUGCCCCAUUCCUGGUGGCGAUCUCCUGCGCAGCUCGCACUGCCCGCAAAUACAUUGUGAUCAAUAUUAGCGAACAGCAGCUCUGCUCCGCUACGCCCGAGGAUACGCGUCCUUGUGCACCCAGUGGCUAUAAUGUGUUCAAUACGAACGUGGUCUUUGAUCGCAGUGGAUUGGUCGUCUCCAGAUAUCGCAAGGUUCAUCUCUAUGGUGAGCCAAGGAAUACCACAUUUGUGCCCGAGUCCAUCAGCUUUGAGACGGACUUCAAUGUCACAUUUGGACAUUUUGUUUGCUUCGACAUCCUGUUCUAUGUGCCCGCCCAUCAAAUGGCUGUUGAGCAGGGUAUCACGGAUUUUAUCUUCCCCAGCAUGUGGUUCUCCCAGCUGCCAUUUCUCACUGCCGUCCAAGUGCAGCAGGCCUGGGCAUACAGCAACGAUGUCAAUCUAUUGGCAUCGGGUGCCAGUCAUCCGGAGUACGGCAGUUCCGGUACAGGAGUCUAUCAUGGAAGGGCGGGCACCAUCACCAGCAUGAUGAAGACGGGAGAAGGCGAGCGUCGCUUGUAUGUGGCUCGGGUGCCAAAAUAUGCAAAGGCUGAGCCAAUGCAAAGAGCGCGACGCUCUCUAAGGCAGACAGAGCUUCCCAACUCCCCGACCAGUACAGAUUUCCAAAUGAAACAGGAUUACGUAGAUCAAUAUGAGAGUAAACUGCUGAAGCUGGACGAAGACAAGGCAAUGGGAACUGUGAAAGAGGAGGUGUGCCAUGGCAAGUUGUGUUGCCACUUCGAGCUGGAGUUUCGACAGUCGAAGGAUGGAUUACACAAUGGUAGCCUCUAUAGCUAUAGGCUGGCCGCCUACGAUGGCUGGCGCAAUGAGCAGGAAGUGGAUGCCAACUAUGUGCGAAAUUGUGCCAUCUUCGCGUGCAACGGACCCGACAUCAUGGAUUGCGGACAGUUGCUUGAUGGCAGUCGAGCUCAGUUAAUCUUCAGCCGGUUGGUCAUUGAGGUGGACUAUCCUAAGUCGCGGGAGUUUCUGCUAAUGACCAAUAGUGUGCGGGAAAAUCUGCUGCCUCUGGAGCCGGCACAGUUUAAGUUUGCACUCUCGGAGCUCAAGAAUGGCAAUCAGGUGAAUGCACGUUACGCAUUGGCUGACGACGUGGAGGUGUCCGAUCUGCUCACUUUUGCCAUCUAUGGCAACUACUAUGAUAAUAUUUGCACCUUUGGCGUUGGCACCCAGCAGCAGAGUCUCGACUGCGGCUUCAAGCCAACUGAUGAUGGCGCUGCUCAGCUUCACUUGAGUUUUGGCUUUUGGCUGAUUUUGGCUCUAACGUUCCCAUUUCAUUCAGCAAGUUAGAGAAACAAGUUUUCUUCGUCUUUCUUUCUUGUAAAUUAUAAUAAUCAUAUUCUGAGGCUUCUCUUCAUUACCUAAGCUGAGCAGAACUCACUUUCAUAUAUAAAUAUAUCAUGUAUAAAUAAUUUAAGUUUGCUAAGAGUGUCUA
Molecule: messenger RNA, 1925 nt
Organism: Drosophila grimshawi
Lineage: Eukaryota; Metazoa; Arthropoda; Insecta; Diptera; Drosophilidae
Product: vanin-like protein 1
Exons: 4
Coding region: 53-1780 (575 amino acids)
Molecular function (GO): hydrolase activity, acting on carbon-nitrogen (but not peptide) bonds, in linear amides
Source: RefSeq, a predicted model, not a curated record